GGCGGCCUAGCAGAGCAGAAGGCCGAGGCGCAACCGCCAUGGCAACCAUAAACCGGAGUCCGUUAGCCUUCCCUUCGCGCCAAAAUCCAAAUUUGAACAAUCUCCGUCACCACCACCUCUUCUCUGCUCUCACCUCUGCAACAACCCUUGCCCAGCUCAAACAAAUCCAUGCCCAAAUUCUCCGUUCUGGGUUCGAUCGCUCUACCUCUCUUCUCCUGAGGCUCGUUGUAUCCUCUUGUGCUCUCUCUUCUAGCCUUGACUAUGCUCUCCUGGUAUUCAAUCAGAUCUCCGAACCUGAAACCCAUAUCUGUAAUAGAGUUUUGAGAGAAUUAUCAAGGUCCAAUGAGCCAGACAGGACGCUUCAGUUGUACGAGAGGAUGAGGAGAGAGGGCAUUGGGAUUGAUAGGUUUAGUUUCCCGCCGCUAUUGAAGGCGUCCGCUAGGGUUUCUGCGUUGGGUGAAGGUAUGGAGAUUCAUGGGCUCGCUUCGAAGAUGGGUUUCGAUUCGGAUCCCUUCAUCGAGACGGGUUUGGUCAGAGUUUAUGCAAAUUGUGGACGCAUUUUUGAGGCGCGGCUGAUGUUUGAUAAAAUGUCGCAUAGAGAUGUGGUUAUUUGGAGCAUUAUAAUUGAUGGUUAUUGUCAGAGUGGCCUUUACGAAGAGGCUUUACUCCUGUUCGACGAGAUGAAGAGCUCUGGUGUGGAGCCAGACGAGAUGGUUCUUGCCACCAUCCUUUCUGCAUGUGGCCGUGCUGGAAAGCUAGACUUUGGCAAAUUAGUUCAUGAGUAUAUCAAGGAUAAGAAUGUCAGCUUGGACUCUCAUCUGCAGAGUGCCCUUAUCACCAUGUACUCGAAUUGUGGAGCCAUGGACCUGGCUCAACUUUUGUUUGAUGAGAUGUCACCAAAGAACUUGGUGGUCUCUACUGCUAUGGUUACAGCCUAUUCGAAACUUGGAAAGGUUGAAGUUGCUCGCUCUGUUUUCAAUCAAAUGAUGGAGAAGGAUUUGGUUUGUUGGAGUGCAAUGAUCGCUGGCUAUGCAGAGAGUGAUUGGCCCCAGGAAGGUCUUAAACUGUUCGACGAAAUGCGGGCCAUGGGUAUAAAGCCUGAUCAGGUCACCAUGUUGAGUGUUAUUUCAUCCUGUGCUCAACUUGGAGCAAUGGAUCAAGCCAAAUGGAUUCAUACCUUCACAGAUGAGAAUGGGUUUGGAGAGAUUUUGCCUGUAAACAAUGCCCUGAUUGACAUGUAUGCAAAAUGUGGGAAUUUGGAUGGUGCAAGGAGUGUCUUUGACAGGAUGGGUCGAAGAAAUGUAGUAUCUUGGACAAGUAUGAUCACAUCGCUUGCAGUUCAUGGGGAUGCCGAUAAUGCAUUGAAGCUCUUCCAAAGGAUGAAAGAUGAAGGAAUCAAACCCAACCAAGUGACCUUUGUGGGUGUGCUUUAUGCUUGUAGCCACGCCGGGCUAGUUGAGAAGGGCCGUCAAGUCUUCGCUUCCAUGACCGAGGAGUUCAACAUUACGCCGAAGCAUGAGCACUACGGAUGUAUGGUUGACCUCCUCGGUCGUGCCAAUCUCCUAAGGGAAGCACUCGAGCUUGUGGAGGCAAUGCCAUUCCCACCAAAUGUUGUUGUUUGGGGAUCCUUGUUGGCUGCUUGUAGAGUCCAUGGAGAGGUUGAAUUGGGGGAGUUUGCAGCAACAAGGCUUCUUGAGCUGGAACCAGAUCAUGAUGGGGCUCAUGUGCUCUUAUCAAACAUUUAUGCCAAGGCAAAUAGAUGGGAUGAGGUUGGGGCAGUGAGAAAUUUGAUGAAACAAAGAGGGAUCACCAAGGAGAGGGGAUGGAGUAGGAUUGACAUAAACAGUGAGAUACAUGAAUUUGUGACUGCUGAUAGGAAACACAGAAUGACUGAUAUGAUUUAUGAGAAGUUAGAUAUGAUUGUUGGUGAGCUUAAGUUGGUGGGUUAUGCUCCUGAUGCUUGUAGUGUGUUGGUUGAUUUAGAUGAGGAAGAGAAAAAGGAGGUGGUUCUAUGGCAUAGUGAGAAACUGGCCCUUUGUUUAGGACUAAUGAGGGUUGGCAAGGGGUCUUGUAUUCACAUAGUUAAGAAUCUUAGGGUCUGUGAGGAUUGCCACACUUUUAUGAAGUUGGUUUCUAAGGUGUUUGAGAGGGAGAUAAUUGUUAGAGAUAGGACUCGCUUUCACCAUUACAAAUGUGGUGUGUGUUCCUGUAAAGACUAUUGGUGAUUGCUCUUGAUACAAAUGAUGGAUCAUUCAUUGCA
Messenger RNA from Macadamia integrifolia, 2260 nucleotides. Its product is annotated as pentatricopeptide repeat-containing protein At4g14820. Gene Ontology annotation, biological process: RNA modification. Lineage: Eukaryota; Viridiplantae; Streptophyta; Magnoliopsida; Proteales; Proteaceae. Gene Ontology annotation, molecular function: zinc ion binding; RNA binding; protein binding. The transcript has 2 exons. Bases 39 to 2225 code for a protein of 728 amino acids. The record is from RefSeq and is a predicted model, not a curated record.